Messenger RNA from Colletotrichum spaethianum, 1044 nucleotides. RefSeq lists its product as uncharacterized. The transcript has a single exon. Bases 1 to 1044 code for a protein of 347 amino acids. The record is from RefSeq and is a predicted model, not a curated record. NCBI's taxonomy places the organism in Eukaryota, Fungi, Ascomycota, Sordariomycetes, Glomerellales, Glomerellaceae.
AUGGUCCAGACCAUCCGAACAGUAUCCAGCUUCGAAGCCGCGAGCGACACGAGCUCCGACGCCCACUCUCACAACUCUGCCUUUUCCAGCUCUGUCAACAGCAACGCCAGCGCCGUCAGUAUGGCAUCGAAUCACCAGGACAGGACGCCCGGCGUUAAACUAAAACACGACUGGAACGGCGGUGACUCGACCACCAUGAAGGUCCGAGAAGAGACACCGCCCAUCGUGGAUGACGACGAAACCCCCGUCAGCGUCGCGCCCGACGCUCAGGGCCCUGGAUGGGACUCGACCAUUGGCAAGGCGGGGUUGGGCAAGACGGGCCGGGUCAUCAACAAGCUCGUCAGCGACAAUGAGUCCCUCAAGCGCGACAUCCAGAUUGAGCGACUACGUGCCGAGGAGGCCAAGCAGGCGGCCAAGCUCGUAGAGGACAAGAUGGAGCGUCUCAUCAGCGACUACGAGAGCCGCCUCCUCGAGGCGAGCGUCACCAAGACCCUCCUCAGCCGCAAGGAGCGCCAGGUCGAGACCCUCCACGCCAACGUCGAGCUCGAGAAGAAACGCACCGCCGACGCACAGGAGCGGGAGCGCUCGUGGCGGGACGAGAUGGAGAAGAUGCGCGCCAGCUCGACCAAGCAGGUCGAGGACGCAAAUACCCACGCCGCCCUCAUGGAGGGCCGCUACAACGCCAUCAGCUCGCACUGGAAGGACCAGGGCGACGAGGUGAAGCGCGCGCACCUGAAACUGCGGUCCGAGAUCGCCGCGCUCGUCGAGGAGCGCCGCCGUGACGAUGAAAAGAUUGCCGCGCUGCGGGACCUGUGCGACCAGCAGGACGGCAACAUCAAGGAGCUUCGGCGGCAGAAGGAGGAGAUUGGGAAGAAGUUUGAGGAUUACAAGGCGCACCAGGAAUUCGUGCUCAAGGACAUCAAGACGGGUGCCGCCGAGAGGGACGCUGAGCAAGAGAGGUUGCUCGAGGAGACGAGGUCGACGUUGGCGAAGCUGAAGUGGGCGUUGAACGUCAAGGAGAACGUCAAGGAUCUGUUGCAAUGA